Molecule: messenger RNA, 2401 nt
Organism: Chiloscyllium plagiosum (whitespotted bambooshark)
Lineage: Eukaryota; Metazoa; Chordata; Chondrichthyes; Orectolobiformes; Hemiscylliidae
Source: RefSeq, a predicted model, not a curated record
GCUUCUAAUUAAACCUGUUGGACUACAACCUGGUGUGUGAUUUUUUUAAUUUGGGGGAGAAAGGUUCGGUCCCAGACACAGUUGGGGCGGGAGUGAGCUGGAGGCGAAGCUGGAUGAUCAAAGCCAUUUCCCUGCUCUGUCUGUCACUCAGUUUCCUCUCCGGACCCGCCUCUCACUCUGCCAGUUCUUUCUCAGUCAGGUCGGGCCGACCUGUAUAAAAAAGGAAGGGGAGGAAGCUCGGCUCUCAUUCAACAGCAGUGGAGUGAAGAAGAGUGAUGUCUGGAAGAGGUAAGGGAGGUAAAGGCCUGGGAAAAGGCGGAGCGAAGCGACACCGCAAAGUGCUCCGUGAUAACAUCCAGGGCAUCACGAAACCAGCCAUCCGGCGCCUGGCUCGCCGUGGCGGGGUCAAGCGCAUCUCGGGCUUGAUCUACGAGGAGACUCGCGGGGUGCUGAAGGUUUUCCUGGAGAAUGUGAUCAGGGAUGCGGUCACCUACACUGAGCACGCCAAGCGCAAGACAGUCACCGCCAUGGAUGUGGUGUACGCUCUGAAACGCCAGGGCCGCACUCUCUAUGGAUUUGGCGGCUGAGAAUAAAAUGAUCCUUUUCCAGCGAACCCAAAGGCUCUUUUCAGAGCCACCCAAACUCUCCGAUAGAGAGCGUAGACCUGAGAACGGGGAAGGCAGAACGUAGCGAAAGGGUAGUAUACUGUUGUUCGUUAUUUUACAUUUAUCGCGAUUUUAAAAUUUGAAUUGCGAAAAUAUACUGAUGCCGUGUUCUGCAGAGAGCAUUCGGAGUGGACGGUCCACUUUGUUGCUGUUUACGGUAGCCAAUGAUUUAAUGAUUGCAACUAUUCCUACACUGUAGAUAAUAGGCUAUUUGUCUAAUCAAGACUACUGUAAUCUGGUUAUUCCAUGUAAACAAUCCCAUCGUGACUUUUAAGAUGCAGAAACAUUAGGCCAUUCUGCCCAUCAAGCUUGUAUGCCAUUCGAUCCUGGUCGAUUUUUCUCACUUAUUCUUGUGCCUGCUCCCCGUAACCUUCGAUCCACUUUCUCGUGAAUACCUGUCUAUCCCAGUAAUAAUAUCAACGUAGAACCCAGGCAUUAAUGUUACAUAUUGCAGUAUUCAUAUUUUCGUGGUAUCAUACGCUACUCAGUUUUGUUUCUGGGAGCCUACGGAUGUCUUAAUGGUGCGUUCAAUAUAUUGAUAAAAGUGUGGUUCUGUAAUCAUAGAUUGCAGAAUUUAAAAAUAAGUGUGAUCUUAACAUCAAAUUUUGGUAUUGGGUUAGAUAUUUCUGGAAAAAAAACCAUCGAAUGGACUCCCUUUGCGUUAACAUGGCUUGUGGUGAGGUGGAGGCAGGAGAGAUAAGGAAAAAAUGGCGCCAAGAGACCAACGACUUAUUUUCAAAGUUAAAAAUGCCCGCCCUCACGUAUAAAAGGGCAGCAAGUUUUACAGAGGAGAAUAUGAGCACGUACACGUUGAUUGCUUUUUCGAUUACGAAAUUACAGUGUCGACAAUUUUACUUUACCCCAUUCUCGCCUUUAAAGCUGAAAAAUGCCUCACUGGUGUUCACUCUGCUCUCUCUCUCCCCCCCUCCAGAGGCAGGGAAUAAAAGACCUUAAUAUGAACCGAGCAGAGAAUAAAGCGCAGAGUCAGGGACCGUUCCUUGCUGUAUCCUGCAGCGGCUGACCCAUUACUGCACUGGGUCAACACACCUCUUCCUACUGCACUUAAAAGGAAAUGUGAGGUCAAACCCGAUCGCGGACGUUCAUGCCACCAUUCUUCAACUGAAGACAGAGAUCACUCAGGCAGCGACCGUUCAAUAAGAAAUCCUCUGGUUCAGGACACUGAUACAAAUGCAUUUUAUGAUAAAUUCUUUCUCUGAUCACAGUAUCCAAUUAAAUGGAGCGUGGAAUUCAUUGAUAUCCGAUACAAAGGCGAGAGCUCUCCCCAUUAAAAGUAAACUAAUCAAUCCAGAGAGUUUAGCUCCUUUCACAGAUGCUGUGAGUGGCUCUUAAAAGAGCCUUUGGGUUAUCAGAUUCAAGAAUGGUCCCUUCACUUUUUAGCAGAUCCAGCAGCGGCGGUUUUCUUGGGCAGCAGCACGGCCUGGAUAUUAGGCAGCACCCCGCCCUGAGCGAUGGUCACCCCUCCCAGCAGCUUGUUGAGCUCCUCGUCGUUGCGCACGGCCAGCUGCAGGUGCCUGGGGAUGAUGCGGGUCUUCUUGUUGUCCCGGGCCGCGUUGCCGGCCAGCUCCAGGAUUUCAGCCGUCAGAUACUCCAGCACCGCAGACAGAUAGACCGGCGCUCCGGCACCCACACGCUCAGCAUAGUUACCCUUUCUCAGGAGUCUGUGAACACGGCCCACCGGGAACUGCAGGCCAGCCCGGGACGACCGAGACUUCGCC